This is a messenger RNA of Synchytrium microbalum, 1101 nucleotides long. RefSeq lists its product as uncharacterized. Bases 1 to 1101 code for a protein of 366 amino acids. NCBI's taxonomy places the organism in Eukaryota, Fungi, Chytridiomycota, Chytridiomycetes, Synchytriales, Synchytriaceae. The transcript has a single exon. The record is from RefSeq and is a predicted model, not a curated record.
AUGUCUACAGAACCUACAUCAUUUACUGACAAUCAUAUCCAGGCAUCAUUUGAGCCGUCUCUCGACUCCUUUGACGCUUUUGUCGCUGACCUCCACUUGCCAUCAUUGGACUGGUUUGACAUUUAUACUUUUGGUGAGAAUUUGAUGAAUAAUAAUACUAUGUCAUCACAAUCUGUAUUGAUGCCAAACCACAGCUACCAAUAUGAUGACUCGCUGGUCCUCUCCCUCGACGACUUGCUUGCUCAGGACUCGUGGGAAUUCGAUACUGAAAAGGUAGACAACACCAGUAUGCUUGUUAAUAAUAGUAAUAGUGAUAACAACAGCAUCCAUCACGAUGAAGAUGAUGAAGGGUAUCAUAUGUCAUCUAUCAUGAUGAAGGACUUCUUAUCUACUGGUACCGAUGUAUCGCACCAAACACUCUCCUUGACUGAACUCACAAAUGAGUCGGUCUUGGUACGACCACAAGAUGUAAAUGGUAUGUUUGCUCAGGCUGCCUUCACAUCAAAUAAUGUCAGUAUGCCAAUCUCUGAGUCUAUAGCAGACAAGUUGGAUCGAGAGUUCUCUCCAACUUCAGGUAUGCCUGGCUUGACAGAUGCUCCUGAAUCUCCAUCGUCUUGGGAAAUGGACUCGGAUCCGUCGACUCCAUCUUCAUCGUCAUCUCCCUCGUCACCCUCGUCAUCAGCGUCAUCCACAACUGCCACGAAAAAGAUAUCAAAGGCUGAUGUAUACAACAAGUCUGGUGCUGAAUGGGUAAAGGAUCUGGAACGCUCGCCGUCAGACAAGCUAUUUAGGUGCCCUAUUGGCUCGUGCCCAUAUAAAUCUCAUAAAAGGUAUAAUCUAGGAACCCACAUUGACUCGAAACACGCCAACGCAAAACCAUUCCACUGUGAGCAAUGUGACAAGGACUUUUCUCGCAAGUUUGAUAUGCAACGACAUGUUGUUGCUGUGCAUUCUAUAAAGGUGUCGAGAAUACGCAUCCCAAAGGCCAAACGGGACAGGAGGUCUUCGGAAGGCUUGUCGGAUAUAGAGGUUGAUGAAUAUGAAUCCGAUGAACCUCCACGAAGGAAGACACGCUCUAUGGCUAAAGCCCGUGCUUACUGA